AUGGGUCAAGUUAACUCCACUGAGGCUCACUCAAGCAGCCGGCCCACCAUCGUCGACCCCAUCCCGGCGCCUACUCCUCAGUCUUCCUCAUUAUCGUCAAUCCCCUCGGUCGAAGACAUGCGUAAUCUGACCAGCCGAAUCCUCGCCUCGACCAACGAUGCCCUCAAGAACCUGCGUGAGAAUAUUCCUGCAAUCGAAUUGCCCGCAUCCCUGUCUUCUUCAACUUCGACCUCGGCCGGAUCUGACGCUGCUCACGAGGCUGGUAUGGCUGCAGCGGCAACGACGGAUGGUCUAGGUCUGGCCUCGGGCACCAACCCGGUCAUGGUCAUGACCUCUUCGAACGACCAACCCCCCAUCCUCGUCUAUCGGUCCUUUGGCGCCAGCGACAGGGACAACAGCGCCUCGGUCAAAGAGUUGAUCAAGCUCCACUACUAUCUCUCGGUCGAGUGGGUCAAGGAAAACCCGAUGCAGGCUGCAAUGGGUGCGGUGGCUUUGGGAGCUGCCCUGGUCGCGGGAUCCAUGGCAGUCAACGGUAUCCAAGCCCAUCGUCAGAAGCAACGACAACUCCGCGUGUUGAGGGGAAAGGGCGAUGCCAAGCGCGAGGUCAUUGUUGUGACGAGUGUGUCAACUCUUGAAGGCGCUUCGUUGGCUCUUUCGUUGGACCAGGAAGGGUUUGUAAUCUUUGUGGGUGUGCCUAACCAGACUCGGGCCGAUGAGGUUGAGCAGUGGGGUCGGGCAGACAUCCGCCCAGUUAUUGUUGAUGAGGCCAAGGCCAACCCGUUCGAGGAACUCGUGAGGGCCGUCUCUAGCUUCCUGGACCAGAACAACAGCGGCCUCCUCGGCAUCAGCCCGCUCUCGUCAUCAUCCUCAGUCAUCUACCAGGAAGAGCUCUCCUCCUCCACCGCCAACAUCCGCCUCGUCAACCCCGAGCACUCUCUCAAGUCUGUCAGCGAAGCGGAAUCCAAGCGUCGCCAUCACGGCAAGACCGACACCCCACUUUUCCGCCUUGCGGCUGUGAUUAUCAACCAGCACUCUAGCCCUACUGGUUCUAUCGAGAAGGUUGAUAUGGAUCUCUGGCGCCAGGCUGUCAAUACCAACAUCACUGGAGCCGUCAUUGCUGCCCAAACGUUCAUGCCUCUGAUGAGACGCACAUUGGCACUGGCAAAGCCAAGACGUUCACCCCGCCUCAUCUUUGUCUCCUCCGCGAUUACAGGCAGCAUCGGAUUUCCAUUCCAGUCUGCCAUUUGUGCCAGCCACCAUGCUGUUGAAUCCAUUGCAGACUCAUUGAGACGCGAAGUCAAGUCCCAGGGCAUCGAUGUUGUCUGUCUCCGCCCCGGAAUCGCCGACCGCUCCUUCCGUAAAGAAUGGGGCAAGAAAUCCAGCAAGGCAAGCGUGGGAGGUUUGGGAUUACUCAACACCAUGGACCCGACAAAGAUCCUCAGGACAACCUUCAAGUCCGAGUCGACCACCGCAGCUCUCUGCGACGCGACUUAUGAUGCUAUCACUAAAAACAAACCCGCGGCAUGUGUUCGUGUCGGCAGUGGCAGUCUCUCGUACUCGUUUGUCGGUUGGGUGGUCCCCCGGUCGAUUGUCGAUUGGUCUCUCCAGGGUAAGCCCGUCAAGAUCUACGCCUCCUCCACCGUCAAGGUCUCAAAUUCCACCACCAAUGUCCGCGAGGAGUAA
Messenger RNA from Linnemannia hyalina, 1683 nucleotides. NCBI's taxonomy places the organism in Eukaryota, Fungi, Mortierellomycota, Mortierellomycetes, Mortierellales, Mortierellaceae. The record is from the annotation of a GenBank genome assembly.